This is a messenger RNA of Erigeron canadensis, 672 nucleotides long. RefSeq lists its product as uncharacterized. Bases 1 to 672 code for a protein of 223 amino acids. The transcript has a single exon. The record is from RefSeq and is a predicted model, not a curated record. Lineage: Eukaryota; Viridiplantae; Streptophyta; Magnoliopsida; Asterales; Asteraceae.
AUGAACUUGAAGUCUUCUGCUUUACCAUUAGUGAGCCUUCAAUCUAAUCCGAGAAAAACCAAGAGACGUGGGAAGAAACCUUCUAAAACUGUUACCUCUACAUCUAGCAAAAUAGAUCCAUUAGACUUAAACCUUGAAUCCGAAACUCCUUCCAACUCCACAAAACCGGAGAAUAAAGAGGAUAAACAACCAACUCCAUCGAAAACUUCACCGCAUACUACACCAUCGUCUUCACCAGAACUUACACCUUCUACUACACCUAGGAACAUGGAUGACGAUAUGUUUCAUCCUUUUGAUAGGACUAUUGGGAAGAGUACCCGACUCAUUGCACCAAACAGGGGUUCGGCUAUUCAUCCUCCACCAACCGCACCGAAUUUCAAUGUUAAGGGAAACCAUAUAACCCGUGUUGAAGAGAAUCAGUUUGAUGGGGUGCAUAAGUGGGAUCCAUAUGAUCACAUGGAGAAGUUUAAGAAGGUAUGUCGGUUGUUUAAGUAUGGGGAGACUCAAAUGCCGCAUGUUAAGCUUGAAUUGUUCCCUUUGUCUCACACGGGAGAGGCUGUGAAUUGGUAUGAUGAACUUGAGGCGAACAUAUUCGAGACUUGGAAUGAAAUGAGGGAAGCUUUCAUUGAGCGGUUCUUUCCAGCUAAAGUUUUUGAAACUUUGAAAUUUUGA